AUUGUGCACACAAAAAGUACGCAAUGGAAAACUCCUUACCAUCUGAGUUAAACUUCAGUGGACGAUUUGCGAUUACAAUAACAACAAAAUAGUGGUGUUGUUUUCUGAAUCACCGCCGUCAUGCCACUGUUGUAUAGUGUAAUAUCCCGUGGAACGACCGUUCUAGCCAAAUAUGCUGAAUGUGUUGGCAAUUUUGCUGAAGUAACCGAACAAAUAAUGACGAAAAUCUCAUCUGACAAUCAUAAAUUGACCUAUUCGCAUGGAAGCUAUCUCAUUCAUUACAUUUGCGAGGAUCGAAUUAUUUACAUGUGCAUUACAGAUGAUGAGUUUGAAAGAGCGCGAGCGUUUCUAUUCCUCACGGACAUUAAGCGAAGGUUUAUCUCAUCGUACGGUUUACAAGCCGCUACGGCUAUUGCUUAUGCUAUGAAUACUGAAUUUUCGAGAACGCUGGCAUCUGAAAUGAAACAUUACAGUGAGUCGAGAGAGGUGGACGCUAUAUCUCGAGUUCAUGGACAGAUUGAUGAACUCAAGGACAUUAUGGUGAAGAAUAUAGAAAAUGUGACCGCACGCGGUGAACGUGUAGAACUUCUCGUCAACAAAACGGAAAACCUGCGUAAUACUUCAGUAUCGUUUCGUAAGACUUCACGUAAUUUAGCACGGGCUAUGUUCUGGAAGAACAUUAAACUGUAUGUGCUGGUCGGAACCAUUGUCUUAUUUAUUGUAUAUGUGAUCAUCAGUAUGGCUUGUGGUGGUUUAGCAUGGCAAAGUUGCAUACAUAAAAGUUAAAGUAUUUUUUUAUAUAUAAAAUCAAACUAUUUUUAUUGAUAGCCUUUCGUUUCCUUUCCGUUUUUCUUUUUAAUUAUACGCAAUCCGAUCGUGUUAACUGAAUAAAAAAAAUAUUUUCUCGUUAAAAGUUGAAAGCAAAAACAUAAAUUGUGGUUGAGUAAAUCGAUGAUGAUAAUGCAGUAAAAAUUUGUAUAAUAAAUUGGUCGAAAUUUGUUUACCUGUAGUCAUUCAAGUGAUGGAAAUUUUUUCUUUUAUCAUGAGAUUAAAUUACAACCUAGAAUGUUAAUAAACUUAUCCAAUAAA
Bradysia coprophila is the source of this 1089-nucleotide messenger RNA. RefSeq names its product Vesicle-associated membrane protein 7 (gene Vamp7). Lineage: Eukaryota; Metazoa; Arthropoda; Insecta; Diptera; Sciaridae. Gene Ontology annotation, cellular component: membrane; SNARE complex. Gene Ontology annotation, molecular function: SNARE binding; SNAP receptor activity. The record is from RefSeq and is a predicted model, not a curated record. Gene Ontology annotation, biological process: exocytosis; vesicle fusion.